This is a messenger RNA of Sabethes cyaneus, 1263 nucleotides long. Its product is annotated as voltage-gated potassium channel subunit beta-2-like. Gene Ontology annotation, molecular function: voltage-gated potassium channel activity; potassium channel regulator activity; transmembrane transporter binding. Lineage: Eukaryota; Metazoa; Arthropoda; Insecta; Diptera; Culicidae. The coding region runs from base 1 to 1263 and encodes 420 amino acids. Gene Ontology annotation, cellular component: cytoplasm; voltage-gated potassium channel complex. Gene Ontology annotation, biological process: regulation of potassium ion transmembrane transport; potassium ion transport. The record is from RefSeq and is a predicted model, not a curated record. The transcript has 9 exons.
AUGUCGGUUGUAUUAUGCAACGUUGCUUCGGCAACUGGAAAUGACAAUAACAAUAAUAACGACAAUAUUAGCGAGGAUUCGAAUCCAGUUACUAUAUACAGGUGUCGCGCUCCAAUAGCAUCGCUAGAUUGCAUGGAGGAAUUCAGUGGUACGACAGCUCAACUAGAUUUCGGUCGCUCAAUAAGCUUGGGCUCUAAUCCUGCCAUUCCCAUACGGAAUAAUGCUACGACAACACCAGGAUUGCGAUACAAGAACCUUGGAAAAAGUGGCUUGCGAGUUUCUAAUGUCGGUCUAGGAACAUGGCCAAUAUUUUCACCAGGAGUAUCGGAAGAGCAAGCCGAAUCUAUUCUACGGCUGGCAGUUGAUAGUGGAAUAAAUUUGUUUGAUCUAUCUGAAGCACAUUCAGGUACUCGGGCCGAAUUAGAACUGGGAAGAAUUAUACAAAAAGCGGGAUGGAAGCGUACAAGUUUUAUCGUCACGACUAAAAUCUAUUGGAGCACAAAGUCUGAUGAACGAGGAUUAUCUAGAAAACACAUAAUAGAAAGUGUACAGGCUAGUCUACAAAGACUGCAGCUAUCAUACAUAGAUAUUAUUAUCGUGCAUAAAGCCGAUUCAAUGUGUCCAAUGGAAGAAAUAGUUCGAGCAAUGAAUUAUGUCAUCUCGCAAGGAUGGUCAAUGUACUGGGGAACAGCCAGGUGGUCACCAGUUGAGAUUAUGGAAGCCUACACAAAUUGCAGACAGUUUAAUUGUAUAACACCUAUCGUGGAACAAGCAGAAUAUCACAUGUUUUGCAGAGAAAAGGCUGAAUUAUACCUCCCCGAAAUGUACAACAAAAUUGGAGUAGGUUUCAUGGCAUGGGGACCGCUUUCCAUGUGCUUGGGAGAUGCCCAGAAUGGGGAAAGGUUGUGGUUACCAAAGGGAUCAUUCAAAACUAAAAGCCAAAGCUACUCUUGGACAGAAGAUGAAGUAAACAAAGAACGUUUGGAAGAAACUAGGAGAAUGUAUGAUAAAGCCAGAGAUAUUAGUACACUUGCUGAAAAGCUAGGCUGCAAUGCCAUGCAGCUAUCAAUUGCAUGGUCAUUGAAACAUGAACCAGUUCAGUGUUUGCUGUUGGGUGCAACCUCUCCAGAGCAACUCCAUCAAAGUUUACAGGCAUUGCAGCUCUUACCACGAUUAUCAACAGGUGUAAUGCUCGAAAUCGAACGAAUUCUGGACAACAAACCAAUAAGGCCACCGCCGAUUUCUACACUUGCACUUCGGUGA